Molecule: messenger RNA, 303 nt
Organism: Salvia miltiorrhiza (redroot sage)
Lineage: Eukaryota; Viridiplantae; Streptophyta; Magnoliopsida; Lamiales; Lamiaceae
Source: the annotation of a RefSeq genome assembly
AUGCUACGCCUCUUGCUUCUUCUCUUAAGUCUUUUAAAGCUCCUUUUGUUCUCUUCUUUCCUUGAUAUUAACACCCGAGCCCGAGGUCGGAGAAAAGGCCUGUUGUUCCUGCAUUUCCUAAAAAGGUGGAUACUUUGUCAGUGGAAUUCUUUCCCUUGUUGUAAGAUUGGGUACGCAACCCUCGCUUUCAAGGCUCUUUUUCGGCUUCUUCUUUCCUGUUGUUUUCUACAAUCGGAUGUGUUAAGCAUAUUAGUACGGUUUUUCAGAGUUGCUAAUUUCUUGACAAAACCCGGGUUUUUUUGA